AUGUACAGAGCGGCCGCCUCGCCGCUCCGCCACAGCCUAUGCCGCCUCUCCUCCUCCCGCUCCGCGGCUACCCCGCUCGCUGGGGCCGCCCGCUUCCUCGCGCCCUUCGACUCCGAGCGUCGGCUCACCUCGUCUCGCCUCUUCGGGUCGGCGGCGGCCGGGCCGUGCCGGUGCUGCUCAGGCGCCGUGAUCACCGAGCGGCCUGCGUCUGCGUGGCGCGGACUCGCCACCAUGGGUAAUGCUCCUCAGUACCCUCUUUUCUCGCAACUAAAAAAAGCUGAUGGUAAUAGCCGCUUUGGGCAUGUCCUGAUAAGCCUCCCAAAGCCCGGUGGUGGAGAGUACGGGAAGUACUACAGCUUACCAGCCCUGAAUGAUCCUAGGAUAGAAAGAUUGCCAUACUCUAUCCGGUAUCUACUGGAGUCAGCCAUCCGCAACUGUGACGGUAAAAAUAUCAUUGACUGGGAGAAUACCGCUCCCAAGCUAGUGGAGAUACCAUUCAAGCCCGCCCGUGUGCUUCUGCAGGAUUUUACCGGUGUCCCAGCUAUUGUAGAUCUUGCAAGCAUGCGCGAUGCUAUGGCCCGACUGGGUGAUUAUCCUGGCAAGAUUGAUCCCAUGAUUCCAGUGGAUCUAGUCAUUGAUCAUUCGGUACAAGCUGAUGUGGUAAAAUCAGAGAAUGCCCUCCAAGCUAAUAUGCAACGCGAAUUCGACAGGAACAAGGAGCGCUUUGCCUUCCUUCGGUGGGGCUCUAUGGCAUUCAAUAAUAUGCUUAUUGUUCCACCAGGUUCAGGAAUUGUUCACCAGGUGAAUCUUGAAUAUCUUGGACGAGUUGUUUUCAAUACCGAUGGCAUUUUAUAUCUUGACAGCGUGCUGGGAACGGAUUCUCACACUACCAUGAUUGAUGGAAUGGGGGUUGCCGGCUGGGGCGUUGGGGGAAUUGAAGCAGAAGCAACAAUGCUUGGUCAGCCAAUGAGCAUGGUCUUGCCCAGUGUAGUUGGAUUUAAACUGUCAGGGAAAUUGCGUGAUGGUGUUACUGCAACUGACCUAGUCCUGACAGUGAUACAUAUUCUUAGGAAGCAUGGUGUUGUUGGCAAAUUUGUUGAGUUUUAUGGUGAGGGGAUGAGUGAGUUAGCAGUUGCUAACAGGGCAACAAUUGCUAACAUGUCACCAGAAUACGGUGCAACAAUGGGCUUCUUCCCUGUUGAUCAUGUGACGCUUGGAUACCUGAAGCUGACAGGGAGAAGUGAUGAAAAGGUUGAGAUGGUGGAGGCAUAUCUUCGAGCUAACAACAUGUUUGUUGAUUACAACGAGACUCAAACAGAAAGAGUUUACUCGUCUUACCUAGAGUUAGAUCUAGCAGAUGUUGAACCAUGUGUUUCAGGCCCGAAAAGACCUCAUGACCGCAUUGCUCUGAAAGAUAUGAAAGCAGACUGGUGUGCCUGUCUCGCUAAUAAAAUUGGUUUUAAGGGCUUUGGCAUACCUAAAGAGCAGAAGGAUAAAUUAGUCAAGUUCACCUUUCAUGGACAACCUGCAGAGGUUAGACACGGUAGCAUUGUGAUUGCUGCCAUAACAAGUUGCACAAACACCUCAAAUCCAAGCGUUAUGCUUGGUGCUGGCCUUGUUGCAAAGAAGGCGUGUGAACUUGGCCUUGAGGUUAAUCCAUGCAUUAAAACUAGUCUUUCGCCAGGAUCCGGGGCAGUGACCAAAUAUCUGCUGAAAAGUGGCUUGCAAAAGUAUUUAGAUCAUCUAGGUUUCAACUUAAUUGGAUAUGGUUGCACAACAUGCAUUGGUAACUCUGGGCAGCUUGAUGAAGAUGUUGCUAAGGCAGUUACUGACAACGAUAUCAUUGCUGCUGCAGUACUCUCUGGUAACAGGAACUUUGAAGGGCGAAUUCAUGCAUUGGUUGAUAUUGAUUUUGAGACUGAACCAAUUGGGAAAGGAAAAGAUGGAAAAGAUGUGUACUUCAAGGACAUAUGGCCAUCAAAUGAAGAAAUUGCAGAGGUUGAGCAAUCAAGUGUGCUGCCUGACAUGUUCAGGAGCACCUAUGAAGCAAUCACACAAGGCAACCCAAUGUGGAACCAGCUGUCAGUUCCCAAGGCAAAGCGCUUCCCAUGGGACCCCAGUUCCACCUACAUUCAUGAUCCUCCAUUCUUCAAGGAUAUUACACCGACUCCGCCAGGUCCACGCAGCAUAGAGAAUGCCUAUUGCCUGCUGAAGUUUGGUGACAGCAUCACGACUGACCACAUCUCACCAGCUGGGAGCAUCCCCAGGGACAGCCCUGCUGGCAAGUACCUGCUUGAGCGCGGUGUGCAGCCAAAGAAUUUCAAUUCUUAUGGAAGCCGUCGGGGCAACGACGAAGUGAUGGCACGAGGAACCUUUGCAAAUAUCAGGAUUGUGAAUAGGCUGUUAAAUGGAGAAGUUGGACCGAAGACGAUUCACGUCCCUACAAGUGAGAAGCUCUUUGUGUUUGAUGCUGCAGUGAGAUACAAAGCUGAUGGGCAUCACACCAUAGUGUUGGCUGGAGAGGAAUACGGCAGUGGAAGUUCUCGGGAUUGGGCUGCCAAGGGACCAAUGUUACUGGGGGUCAAAGCAGUGAUCGCCAAGAGUUUUGAGAGGAUCCACCGCAGCAACCUCGUGGGAAUGGGAGUGUUACCGCUGUGCUUCAAGCCUGGUGAGGAUGUUGAUUCUCUGGGGCUCACCGGUCAUGAGCGCUACACGAUAAGGCUCCCUACCAAUGUGAGUGAGAUACAGCCGGGCCAAGAUGUCCAAGUGGUCACUGACACUGGAAAGUCAUUCACCUGCAAGCUCCGGAUUGAUACCAUGGUGGAGCUGGCUUACUUUGAUCAUGGCGGGAUCCUUCACUACGUUCUGAGGAACCUGCAGCACCCGCACCCGCACCCGCACCCGCACCCGCACCUGCUCCGCUGCUUCGCCGUCGCUGCUCACCUCGCUGUAGUACGCGGCGCCGGCUCCGGCGCCGCGCGCGCCAUCCUUGCGCGCGCAGUCCGCUUCCCCUCCCCUCAUAGGCAUUUCGUCGAGCACUACAUCUCCACCUACAAGGCUUUCUCCUCGGACCCCGCCUCCUUCGACCUCCUCCUCUUGUGCCUCCCCUCCGCGCCCCUACUGCGCCGCCUCCGCCAGUACGGCAUCUCCCCGUCCCCGGAGGCCUGCAACGCCGUGCUCUCCCGCCUCCCUCUUGAUGAAGCCAUCGAGUUGUUUCAAGAACUCCCGGACAAGAACGUUUGCUCCUACAAUAUACUACUCAAGGCGCUCUGUGGUGCUGGCCGCGUGAAGGAUGCACGCCAGCUGUUCGAUGAAAUGGCUUCACCGCCCGAUGUUGUCACGUAUGGGAUUCUUAUCCAUGGAUACUGUGCUCUUGGUGAGCUGGAGAAUGCGGUGAAGCUGUUGGGUGACAUGGUGGCAAGAGGGGUGGAGCCAAAUGCAACUGUGUAUACUAGUGUUGUUGCAUUAUUGUGUGACAAAGGGUGGGUUUCAGAUGCUUUGAGAGUUGUGGAGGAUAUGUUCCAGCAUAAGGUGAAAGAGGCAGAGAAAGUGCUUCAGGAAAUGUUGGCCAGGCGGUUGGAUGUUGAUGAAGUAACAUACACUGUGCUUAUUGAUGGGUACUGCAAGAGAGGGAAGAUGGCGGAGGCCUUUCAGGUGCAUAAUGCAAUGGUUCAGAGAGGAGUGACUCCAAAUGUAGUGACAUAUACAGCUUUGUCAGAUGGACUAUGCAAGCAAGGGGAUGUCCAGGCCGCUAAUGAGCUAUUGCAUGAGAUGUCUAACAAGGGGCUUGAGUUUAAUGCUUGCACAUACAACUCCCUGAUCAAUGGCCUAUGCAAGGCAGGCUAUCUGGAGCAGGCCAUGAGGACUAUGGCAGACAUGGAUGCAGCGGAUCUUAAACCGGAUAUUUACACCUAUACAACUCUUAUUGAUGCACUCUGCAAGUCAGGGGAGCUUGACAGGGCUCACGACCUCUUGCAAGAGAUGUUAGAUAAAGGAAUUAAGCCUACUAUAGUGACUUACAAUGUUUUGAUGAAUGGUUUUUGCAUGUCAGGUAGGGUAGAAGGAGGAAAGAAGCUGCUUGAGUGGAUGCUGGAGAAGAACAUCUAUCCAAAUGCUGCAACUUACAAUUCUCUUAUGAAGCAGUACUGCAUUGGCAAUAACAUGAAAUCUACCACUGAGAUCUAUAAGGGGACGUGUUCUCGGAAUGUGGAGCCAAAUGAGAAUACAUACAAUAUAUUGGUCAAGGGGCACUGCAAGGCAAGGAAUAUGAAAGAGGCACUAUAUUUCCACUACGAAAUGAUAGAGAAGGGUUUCAGACUUACUGCAACCUCAUACAGUGCUCUUAUAAGAUUGCUGAAUAAAAAGAAGAGAUUUGUUGACGCAAGAAAACUAUUUGAUGAUAUGAGGAAGGAAGGCUCUCCACUGCCGAAACACCAAAAGCCCAACCCAAACCCUAAGUCCCCGAAAUCUCCCCGCGAAAGGCAGCGUCGGACGCCCCCGCCGGAAGGCGCGCCCUGCGCUCUCGACGCCGACACCGGACAAGUCCCCGAAGGGCGGCGUCGACCUCUUCGCCCCACCUCGACGUCCUGCUCCCACCCGGACCUCUUCACCACCUCCUCCUGCUCCGGCCGCGUCUCCGUCCUCGCGCAGCCUCCGCCGCCGCAUGAGGGCCGGGGCGAGGGCGCCGCCAAGCCGAAGAAGAAGGCGCGGGGCGGCGGGUGGGUAUACGUAUCUCACGACCCCGCCGACCCGGACACCGUGGUGGAGCAGCUGUUCGGCGGGAGCGGGUCCGGAGGGGCGGGGGACGAGCUGGUGUUCAGGUUCGAGCCGAUGAUCGUGGCGGUGGAGUGCAGGGACGCCGCCGCAGCUGCGGCGCUCGUCGCGGCCGCGAUCGGUGCGGGGUUCCGGGAAUCAGGUAUCACAAGCUUGCAGAAACGUGCAAUGGUAGCAAUAAGAUGCUCAAUUCGCAUGGAAGUGCCACUGGGGCAGAUUGACGAACUUGUUGUUUCUCCGGAGUACGUCCGAUACCUUGUUAGAAUUGCCAACAGUAAAAUGGAGGCAAAUAAAAGGCGAAUGGAUGGAUUUCUGGAUCUCUUGCAGACUAAGGGUUUGUCAUACUCAUCGGGGUUGUCAAACAACUGUAAUGAAAGUGGUGGUCAGUCUGUUGAUUAUGAGGCUUCCGUGGGUCCUGAAGUUAAGAUACCAUUAGAUAAAUGUGCCAAAACAAAUGAUGAGUACUUAGUUACAAAAAGGAGAAACGGUGGACGUAGUUGUGAUGAUGAUGAUACAGGUUCAAUAGAAGCACAGUAUUUUGGAAAUCAAGACUCUUCAUGGAGCGAGGGUGUCAAGCAUGGUUUUGGUAAUGCUAAACGAUUAUUAACGCUGGAGAAGUUGUCACAAAACAAAAAUCAUCUCUCUACCACAACAUUGAAGAUUAGUGGUGAACCAAUUGAGAAGCUUUUCUUAUGGGGCCAAGCCUCUUGUGUGUUUACUGUUGGAGAAGAGCAGCAGGUCCUAACUUUUGGUGGUUUUGGAGGACCAGGAAGACAUGCAAGGAGAAACUAUUCCCUUCUGCUCAAUCACAAAUCUGGUUUGUUGACAGAAAUGAUCUUCAAAGCAUCUCCUUCACCACGGAUGGGGCAUACAGUUACUUCAGUUGGUAAUAGCACUUAUCUAAUUGGAGGUAGAGGUGGCCCUUCAGAAAUUCUUGAUGAUGUCUGGGUUUUGCAAAGCACUGGGAAUACGUGGUCAAAAGCGGAGUGCUGUGGAGAUCUGUUCCAACCAAGGCACCGACAUGCAGCUGCUGCAGUAGCUUCAAAAAUUUAUGUAUUUGGCGGACUCAGUAAUGAAGGCAUAUAUUCUUGUAUGAAUGUAUUGGACACAAAAAAUAUGCAAUGGAGUGUGCUUACUGCUUCAGGCGAAUGGCCAUGUGCUCGACAUUCACAUUCUAUGGUGUCGUAUGGUACAAAUCUAUUCAUGUUCGGAGGUCAUGAUGGCCAACGGGCACUGAAGGACUUCUACAGUUUUGAUACAACAACACUCAGGUGGAACAAGGAAAACACAAAUGGGGGAUCUCCAUCACCUAGGUUUUCACAGUGCAUGUUCAUCUACAAAAAUUAUCUUGGGAUACUUGGUGGCUGCCCUAUUACAGAAAACAACCCAGAAGUUACAUUGCUGAACUUAAAGCAUCGAGUCUGGUUUUGUGUUUCCGUUCCAUUGCUGAGCCAGUCCCUCUGUGUCCAUAGUUCAUCGGUUGUAAUUAAAGAUGAUCUUGUUAUUUUAGGUGGCGGUGCAUCUUGUUAUGCAUUUGGAACGAAAUUCAGUCAGCCAAUAAUUCUUGAUCUGCAUUCAGUGGAGUCUAUGUUUAAAUAUGUUAGGAACAAAGAUGGCACAGUUCAAAAUCGUGAUGCAAUAUCUGCUGUUGACUUGACAAGAGAUGAGCAAAAUGGCAUCUCUGAUCAUGACACAAAAUCACAAGAUGCUUGUUCUGGUGAUUUGAUGGAUUCAAGCCCUCUGGUUCUUCAACUGGAAAAGACGUAUGCCAAAUUAGCAAAGGACAUUCUGAAAAAGUUUGAAUGGUUGGACCUUUCUAGAAAAGUUCGAGUGAGUCAUGAUAAUGGCCACGUUCUUUUUCCUAUUAAUGAAGCUUUCCGUGUCCUAAAUGCUGAAGAGCAUAUCAAGAUGACACAUGAUGAUUCAUGUACCUUUGGGGAAUCAUUAGUGUUUACUGAAAAGAAACUUGUAGGAGACAAUCUAUCUCUUCAGGAUGCAUUAAAAAUUUUGUCAUCUUGCAAUAGUUCCUUUAUGAAAGAUGAACUAGCCAUCAGCCGAAAGCCUUCCAAGUCUCCUCAAACCAUCAUGAAAGAACUUGUAUCUUCUCUACUGGAAAGUAAAGGGAUGCCCCCUCAGUUGUUGGAGCAGCUUCCAGCUAGGUGGGAGACACUUGGUGAUAUCGUCAUACUUCCGAAGACAUGUUUUAAGAAUCCAUUGUGGGAAUCAGUUAGCGAGGAACUUUGGCCACUAGUUGCCAAGUCACUUGGUGCACAACGUCUUGCACGCCAAGGUAAAAUCAUGCCAAAUGGUACAAGAGAUAGUACACUGGAACUUCUUCUGGGUGAUAAUGGAUGGGUUACCCAUUAUGAAAACGGCAUGUGCUAUUCACUUGAUGCAACAAAAUGCAUGUUUUCUUCUGGUAAUCGUUCAGAGAAACUUCGCAUGGGACAGCUAAACUGCAGAGAUGAGGUGGUCGUGGAUUUGUUUGCUGGAAUUGGAUACUUUGUUCUUCCGUUUCUUGUGAAGGCUAAUGCCAAGCUACUUUAUGCAUGUGAAUGGAAUCCAAAUGCUCUGGAGGCUCUUCGGCGCAAUGUUAGUGACAACAGUGUGGAGGAUCGAUGUAUUAUACUUGAAGGAGAUAACCGGGUGACUGCACCCAAAGGUGUUGCUGAUCGAGUCUGUCUUGGAUUGUUACCCUCAAGUGAAUAUAGCUGGGUCACUGCUGUUGAAGCUUUAAGGGUUGGCGGGGGCGUAUUGCAUAUACACGGGAAUGUCAAUGACUCUGAUGAGACACGCUGGUUGGACAAUGUUGUUGAAUCCAUCAGUAAUAUCGCCAAAAACCACGGACUAUCCUGGAACGUGUCAGUAGAGCAUGUUGAACGUGUCAAAUGUCCCAAGUGUAUUCCAUUGCUCCUAGUCAUCAUGGAGCCUCUGUUGUGA
Molecule: messenger RNA, 7713 nt
Organism: Miscanthus lutarioriparius
Lineage: Eukaryota; Viridiplantae; Streptophyta; Magnoliopsida; Poales; Poaceae
Source: the annotation of a GenBank genome assembly